Phytophthora sojae is the source of this 594-nucleotide messenger RNA. RefSeq lists its product as hypothetical. The record is from RefSeq and is a predicted model, not a curated record. Bases 1 to 594 code for a protein of 197 amino acids. The transcript has a single exon. NCBI's taxonomy places the organism in Eukaryota, Oomycota, Peronosporomycetes, Peronosporales, Peronosporaceae.
AUGCUGUACGAGAGGUUCAACUAUCCGACGACGUUUCAAGCUAAGAGCACCGCGCUCCUCCGUCCUCCGACCUCGGCAUGGGAGUCUCGAGCCAAACGCCUUCAUUGCGAAGUUAGCGCGCUCAAAGGUCACUCCAACCGACUGGCGCUAGUCAAGCGAUGGAUGCUGCCUACCACCUACGACAUCCAGUUUCGGGUGCUCCAUGAGCUGAUGCACGUGAACAGCAAGCGUUUCUUUCUCCAAACCGGACGCCGCGACCCGACCACCUGCCCCAGACAAGAUUGCUACCAGCGCGAGAGUCUGGCCCGCUGCUUUCACCAACUCAGCAGGCGUGGUCUGCACUACGUCCAAUCUGGUCCCUGCUACUCCGUUGCACGCCCUCCUGGUUGGGCUUUCUCCUCGGAACCAGAGCUGCUUCACUCGAGCUGGGCAGCGCACCACGAACUGGCAUACGGCUUGUGGCUGAUACUCCGCGGCAUUUUCAUGCGAGCCACCUGGAUCAACCGAACCAACGACGCUUUCGGUCGGGAAGCUGCUAGCCCCAAGGUCAUUGCUGCCGGCGUCAAGUCCUCCUUCAUUGCCCAUUUGCGCUGA